Tauraco erythrolophus (red-crested turaco) is the source of this 586-nucleotide messenger RNA. The record is from RefSeq and is a predicted model, not a curated record. NCBI's taxonomy places the organism in Eukaryota, Metazoa, Chordata, Aves, Musophagiformes, Musophagidae.
AUUGAAUGCUCCAGUAUAUCCGACUACUCCGAAAAAAUUAUCAAGGCCAACCACUUGGACAACAUAAUCACAAUAUUUAAAGGUAAAGUGGAAGAAGUUGAAUUACCUGUGGAUAAAGUAGACAUCAUCAUCAGCGAGUGGAUGGGUUACUGUCUGUUCUAUGAGUCCAUGUUAAACACAGUCAUCUUCGCACGAGACAAGUGGCUGAAACCUGGAGGGCUAAUGUUUCCAGACCGAGCUGCUUUGUACGUGGUAGCAAUUGAAGACAGACAGUACAAGGACUUCAAAAUUCACUGGUGGGAGAAUGUGUACGGCUUUGACAUGACCUGUAUAAGGGAUGUUGCCAUGAAGGAGCCUUUGGUGGACAUAGUAGAUCCAAAGCAAGUGGUGACCAAUGCCUGUUUAAUAAAGAAACAUGGCAUAAUAGCAAAAAUACUUGGACCUGUAUGCUCAAAUAUCAGGUUCUUGGAGAAAUUUCUGCUCUUUUGGAAAUAGCACGAUUCACCCAUAUGAAGCCUUAUCUUAAAGGACUUGCAGGUUUUUUUUGCAAAAAGGCAUCGUGGCUCAGAGACAUCUAGCCACCCUG